Messenger RNA from Diprion similis, 1226 nucleotides. Its product is annotated as tetra-peptide repeat homeobox protein 1-like. The coding region runs from base 16 to 753 and encodes 245 amino acids. The transcript is spliced from 3 exons. The record is from RefSeq and is a predicted model, not a curated record. Lineage: Eukaryota; Metazoa; Arthropoda; Insecta; Hymenoptera; Diprionidae.
AACAAGCACAGCAGCAUGAACGCAAAGGUGAUAAUUUUUUUCGCCCUCGUGGCCCUCGCCGUUGCGGAGGAACACAAGCCACAAGCCAAGCUUGAAAAAGCAGCUGUAGCACCAGUUGCCGAUGCUCCCAAGGCUGCAGCUAAACCAGCGGACACGAAGAAGGACAAACGAGGACUUCUUGGAUUCGGCUACGGAUCCGGAUGGAACUCCGGUCUCGGCAUCAACAGUUACUCUUCCCUGGGAUCUAGCUACGGAUCUGGCUUCAACUAUGGAUCUGGUCUCAGCUACGGAUCUGGUCUCGGCUACGGAUCUGGACUUGGCUACGGAUCUGGUCUCGGCUACGGCUCCGGUCUUGGUUUGGGCGAAAGUGUCAGCUCAGUGACGAUCACUAAGGAAGUCCCAGUGGCGGUUCCCCACCCAGUUGCCGUCCCCGUUGAGAAGCACGUCGCCGUUCCCGUAAAAGUGCCGUACGCGGUUCCUGUCGACAGGCCAUACCCCGUCCAUGUGCCAAAGCCAUACCCAGUUGAGGUCACCAAGCACGUACCCUACCCGGUGGACCGUCCUUACCCAGUCCCCGCUCCGUACGCCGUCAAGGUCCACGUUCCAGCCCCUUACGCAGUUGGAGUGCCCCAGCCCUACCCUGUCCCCGUUGUGAAGCACGUCCCAGUCGCCGUUUCGCACCCAGUUGUCGUCGAGCGUAACAACGGAUGGAACUCAGGAUGGUCUGGUGCGUCCAGCUACUCAUCCUGGUAAACGUGAGUCUCGUUGUGGAAGGAGCACGAAUCGGAAACUGUUUUAUUCUACGAAUUGAUUGUGCCGAUUGCACAGACUUCGUUUCCACGAAGAACCGGUUGCUGACUUAUUAAAGGAAACGGAAGCAGGGAUAAGGAAAAAAAGAGAGGAAGCCUUGUCCUGGCUUUUGAUGGUUUUCUAACACCCUCAAUUCGUUGAAUUGAACUAUGAAUAUACAAGUGCUCCUUAUUCGGACAUUCGAAAUCGUUCAGGGCAAUAGUGUUUAUUUUAUUAAUGUUCUCAUUCUUUCGAAACUUUCAUUCGGCAUGUAUGUACAUUUUUCUUUUAUAAAAAAAAAAAAAAAAAAAAUAUACAUUCAUGCACGUGUUUUAUACAUUGCGAUGCCUUUUGCAUUAUACAUACACGUACUACGUGUGUUAGAUAUAAUAAGAACUUUGACAUUCCUGUUCAAUAAAAAAUGUUAAAUAUACAUG